Molecule: messenger RNA, 2527 nt
Organism: Labrus mixtus (cuckoo wrasse)
Lineage: Eukaryota; Metazoa; Chordata; Actinopteri; Labriformes; Labridae
Gene: ndc1
Product: NDC1 transmembrane nucleoporin
Exons: 18
Coding region: 5-2110 (701 amino acids)
Biological process (GO): nuclear pore organization
Cellular component (GO): nuclear pore transmembrane ring
Molecular function (GO): protein-macromolecule adaptor activity
Source: RefSeq, a predicted model, not a curated record
UUGAAUGCAUGUGGCGCGAUAUGGGGAAGCUGAGUGGAAAAAUAGUUUGACAGCAGGAGAGCCGAAGAGACUAAAAAUCGCCGUGUGGCUCUCCAUCUCUCCAAACGACAUGUUUUCCACACAGCAGAGUUGUUGGUUUAUCCGCAAGGUUAUUUGCUGGAGAGCUGCGGCCAGUAUUGCUUGGGCUGUCCUGUUGUUGCCACCCACUACUGCGGUUUUUGUUAUCCUCAGCCGGUUCAGUCUCCUUCAUCCUAUCCAGACGAUAUCAGAAUGCCUGUCCCUCCUAUCAAGUGCAAGUGCCAUCUUCUCCUUGAUAUUACUGUUUGGAGUGAUCCUCAUGGUGGGGUUCCUGAACCUGGAGUAUUAUACAGUCAUUCCCACUAUUGCAUGCUCAAAGAUCGCCCUGUUGUGUCAGCUGCUCCACCCUCGCCAGUUUCUAAGCUCCAUGGCCCACUGCAUCAUGGGAAUAAUCGUUGGUUGGUGUAGUGCCAUCACCAUUGGGGGCAGAUAUGAGACACUUGGAUAUUCUUGUGAGGGUUCCACUCAAAUGUGUCUGAAUGAGUAUCACGUCUUCCUUCUGCUGGCUGGAGCCUUCGUUGGAUUCUCUCACAGUCUGCUGGGUGUGAUCCACAACAUGAACUAUGUGGCUUUCCAAACUGUUCAGCAACACAAAUACCUCCGCUUUAAGGGAUCCCUACCUCUGGUGGUGAAGUGCAGCGCCACUCAAGCACUGUACUCUGUCAGGAACUACAUUGUUGUGUAUUUCUUCUUGGGAGACAUUCCAAGAGCGUGGAUUUGUAAAACAUUGAAUCUUCAGUUAAACAGUUCUGCCCACCAGCUUGACAGUAUAGCAGGACUGCUGGACCUCUCCCUGCUCUACCACCUGUGGAUGAGUGCCACCUUCCUCCUCUUCACAUGGCACGUCACACUGCUGCUCUUUCGGAUCUUUGUCACAGAGACGUACAGUUUUCCUGUGCAGUCGUCUUUCACUGAGGAUGCCCUCCUGUGUCUUCCCAAAGUUCUUACUGAAAAGCAGCCAGUCAUAGUAAAGUUUCUAGCUCUGCAGGACUUGGCUCUGCUGUCUCAACACUCCCCAUCACGACGCUGCGAGGUCUUCGGUCUGAGUCAGCCAGGUGGUCAUCCUCAUAACUGGAACGCCAUCAGUAAGGAGUGUAUGUCUCUGCUCGCUGAUCUGACCCAGAGACUUGUAGCCUACCACGACACCGUGGCAACCAACGGCAGAGCCAAAUCGCUGUCCACUGGGAGUGAAAGGAAGACCUCGUCCGAGACUUCAUUAACCUCAGGUACAGAGGAUCUGAUGAGCCCCAGGCCCACUCUACUGAUAAAAACUCCAGCUUCAGUCUUUGCACGCUCCGUUAUUGGCCAUCCGCAGAGUCCUCUGACGGCACCUUUCACUCCUGACCUGGACAGCCCUUUUGCGUCUCCCGCCCUGCGUCGUCUUACUGCUCCUGUGGAACAGUGCUCGCCGUGGUUCGGUACAGUGCAGAGUCCCCACGUCAUGAGGAGAGGUCCAAAACUCUGGUCCACCUCCACAGAUUCACAGGUCAACGGCAGUCCCCCACCCUCCCCCGCUUCAGUAACCGAUCCAAAAGCAGAACAGUCCAAACCAAGUCUGCUGGCUAAGUUCCUCCAAAACCGAAAAGAUCAGGUUAAAAAUUUCUUGGCAAAGCGGGUGCUGAUAAUGUAUUUGUUUAACAAGCUUCCAGAAGCCUCCAGUCAGGCUCUGUUUGCAGACAGCCAGGCUCACAUCUGGGCUUUAGAAGGGCUGUCCUACCUUGUUCAAGCUUCCUUCUCAGAGGACCAGUUUGGGGUUGUACAGACCACAUUACCCAGCAUUCUCAGUUGCAUGCUGGUCUUACAAGAGGCAGUAGAUCGACACUUCAAGCUGCCUCAUGCCUCCAGUAAGCCGGUCAGGUCGACCAGCAGCAUGGGAGACUCCACCUACAAAACCCUGCGCUUUGCUCUCAGGGCCACUCUAAAGACCGCCAUCUACAGGAUAACGACUACAUUUGGAACUCACUUAAAUGCUGUUCAGAUGUCUGCAGAGCAUCGGAAAAGAUUGCAGCAGUUCCUGGAAUACAAGGAGUAACACAGCUGACACUUUAGAUUCUCAUCAGUGUGAUUUUGUGUGCGAGUGCACGUAAGUGAAAGCUCAUGAUAGUGCCUCUUUUAAUAUUUAUGUCUGCACUAUGUCACGGCAGAUUGUAUUUGACAGGCUAGAUGACAUCGACACGCAGGAGGAAGUCCAACAGAUUAACUGAAACAGGUUGAAGGCUGUUGCCGCCUGCGUUUGGGUGAUUUAAACUAGCUUACUGUAAAGUUAAGCAGCUCAUUCCAAAAUAUGAUUUAGUAUUACAAGAAAAAUCAUAUCAGCUUUUUUCUUUCUUUCUUUACUUCUGCUCUUUGGGAUGACUUGCAAAAGGGCUAUUUGUGCUGCGUUUGUAACAUCUGGUUUCCUAUUUAAUCUGCGAUCUUCUUGAGUCACAUCCUUGUGGUUUCAAUGCAA